GGUGCAGUUUUGCCGAUCUCUAGGCAUAUUUUUAUUUGGGGUUCUUUCUUUAUUUUAUGUUUUGUUUGUUUUGGUGUGUGUUUUGUGCUUUUUUGCAUAGCGUUGUAGAUAAACCAAGUACUACUACUUCUUUGAGCUUGAGUUCAAACCAAGAAAGCAGAAACACAGCGAGUGUGUAUGUGUGUGGGAGAGACAGAGAGAGAGAGAGAGAGGCUGCAAAACCCAAUAAUGAUGCAAACCCGAGAAGAAAGGUUUGGAAAUUGAGGCAAAUGUCGUCGAUGCCCAGCUCGAGGCAAUCCUCCUCCUCCUCCUCCUCCUCUUCUUCUUCUUCUUCUUCUUCUUCUUCGUUCUUUUUCUUACUCUUCCUCAUUACCCUUCUCUUCACUCCUGCUUGCACAGCAAACCAUGAAGUCUCCAUUCUCUCCUCUUGGCUCCACACCUCUGCUUCACCACCCUCUCCAUCUUUCUCCAACUGGAAUAUACUUGACGCCAAUCCAUGUAAGUGGGCCUUCAUAACAUGCUCUCCCCAAGGUUUUGUCACUGAAAUUAGUAUACAAUAUGUCCAGCUCGAGCUUCCAUUGCCAUCCAAUCUCUCUUCCUUUCGCUCUCUUCGUAAACUUGUCAUAUGUGGGGCCAAUCUCACUGGAACAAUCCCGGCUGAGAUUGGUGAUUGCAAUGGACUUCAAACAAUAGACCUCAGCUCAAACAGUCUUGUUGGUUCUAUCCCUGCAAGCAUAGGAAAGCUCCAAAACCUGGAGGAAUUGAGCUUAAACUCCAACCAACUAACUGGGAAAAUCCCAUUUGAGCUCUGCAGUUGCACUAGGCUAAAAAGCCUCCUGCUUUUCGAUAAUCGGCUAGGCGGGUCAAUACCGCCGGAGAUCGGAAAAUUGUCGAGCCUUGAAGUUCUUCGAGCUGGAGGGAACAAAGACCUUUCUGGGAAAAUCCCAGAUGAGCUUGGAGACUGCAGCAAUUUGACAUUGUUGGGGCUGGCUGACAGCAGAGUUUCAGGCUCUUUACCAGCCUCGUUAGGUAGACUUAGCAAGCUUCAGACAUUGUCAAUAUACACUACAAUGGUCUCUGGUGAAAUCCCUUCUGAUAUAGGUAACUGCUCUGAGCUUGUUAACUUGUUUCUUUAUGAAAAUAGCCUCUCUGGUUCAAUACCGCCAGAGCUUGGUAAGCUUCAAAAACUGGACCAAUUGAUGUUGUGGUCUAAUAGUCUUUCUGGGGUUAUCCCAGAAGAGAUUGGCAAUUGCAGUAGCUUGAGAAUGAUUGAUCUAUCAUUGAAUUCUGUGUCUGGAACAAUACCUAUAACAUUAGGUGGACUGUCGGAGCUUCAAGAGUUUAUGAUUAGUGACAACAAUGUGUCCGGUUCCAUACCAUCAAAUCUUUCCAAUGCUACAAAUCUUUUACAGUUGCAAUUUGACAAAAAUCAGAUCUCAGGUUUGAUCCCACCAGAGCUUGGGAUGUUGUCAAAGCUCACUGUAUUCUUUGCUUGGCAGAACCAACUUGAAGGAAGCAUUCCUUCAACUUUGGGUAGUUGCAGUAACCUCGAAUCACUAGAUUUGUCUCAUAAUUCACUGACUGGUAGCAUUCCUCCUGGCUUGUUUGAGCUCCGAAACCUCACAAAGCUGCUCCUGAUUUCCAAUGAUAUUUCCGGUUCAAUACCACCAGAAAUUGGUAAUUGCAGCUCUCUUGUGAGGCUGCGGCUUGGGAACAACAGGAUUGCUGGUGGGAUUCCUAAGACAGUCGGUGGUCUCAGGAGCUUAAAUUUUCUUGAUCUGUCUGGAAAUCGCCUUUCUGGGUCGGUGCCUGAUGAGAUUGGAAGUUGCAUAGGCUUGCAAAUGAUAGACCUCAGCAACAACACUUUAGAAGGUCCCCUGCCUAAUUCAUUUUCAUCUCUUUCCGGGCUCCAGGUCUUGGAUGCUUCGUCCAAUGGAUUUACGGGUCAUAUUCCAGCAAGCUUGGGUCGUCUUGUUUCAUUAAGCAAGCUCAUUCUAAGCAGGAAUUCGCUCUCUGGCUCGAUUCCUCCAUCUCUUGGACUCUGUUCUAGCCUGCAAUUGCUUGAUCUUAGCAGCAAUGAACUCAUGGGAAGCAUUCCCAUGGAACUGUGUCAGAUUGAAGCUCUUGAAAUCGCUCUCAAUCUCAGUUGCAAUGGACUCACAGGACCAAUUCCAGCUCAAAUAUCUGCACUCAACAAGCUUUCCAUCCUAGACCUUUCUCAUAACAAGCUAGAGGGGGAUUUGAGUCCACUUGCUAGGCUUGAUAAUCUUGUUUUGCUCAAUAUCUCAUACAACAGCUUCAACGGUUUUCUUCCCGACAACAAGCUCUUUCGGCAGCUAUCACCAAUGGAUCUAGCUGGAAACCAAGACCUCUGUUCUUCAAGCCAUGACUCAUGUUUUUUGACUGAUGCUGGCAGGGCAGGACUAAGAAGAAAUGAGAAUAAUGUCAGGCGGUCAUGGAAACUUAAAUUAGCACUUGCUCUGCUGAUCACCGUGACAGUGGCAAUGCUGAUUAUGGGGAUAAUUGCAGUCAUAAGGGCACGAAGAACCAUCAGAGACAACGAUGACUCGGAAUUGGGGGACUUAUGGCCAUGGCAAUUCACUCCAUUCCAGAAACUAAAUUUCUCUGUGGAGCAAAUACUGAGAUGCUUAGUAGAUGCUAAUGUGAUCGGAAAAGGGUGUUCCGGGGUCGUUUAUCGAGCUGAUAUGGACAAUGGUGAAGUGAUUGCAGUGAAGAAACUCUGGCCAUCAACAACUGCUGGAGUCAAUGGAUGUAAUGAUGAUAAAUGUGGAGUUCGUGAUUCCUUCUCAACGGAGGUGAAAACCCUCGGCUCGAUCCGUCAUAAGAACAUUGUUAGGUUCUUGGGGUGUUGCUGGAAUCGAAACACAAGGCUGCUCAUGUACGAUUAUAUGCCUAAUGGAAGCUUGGGAAGUCUACUCCAUGAGAGGACAGGAAAUGCCUUGGAAUGGGAACUUAGGUACCAAAUUUUGUUGGGGGCAGCACAAGGCCUUGCCUAUUUACACCAUGAUUGUGUCCCUCCAAUUGUUCAUAGAGACAUCAAGGCCAAUAACAUCCUCAUCGGUCUUGAAUUUGAGCCUUAUAUUGCUGAUUUUGGCCUGGCCAAGCUUGUUGAGGAUGGAGAUUUUUUGCGGUCUUCGAAUACAGUUGCUGGCUCCUAUGGAUAUAUUGCUCCUGAGUAUGGCUACAUGAUGAAGAUCACAGAGAAGAGCGACGUUUACAGCUAUGGCGUAGUGGUUUUGGAAGUCUUGACAGGAAAGCAACCAAUUGACCCAACAAUACCAGAUGGGAUCCAUGUAGCCGAUUGGGUUAGACAAAAGAGGGGAGGGAUUGAGGUCCUUGAUCCAUGCCUUCUGUCUAGACCAGAAUCAGAAACAGAUGAAAUGAUGCAAGCAUUAGGCAUAGCAUUGUUAUGCGUAAACUCCUCCCCUGAUGAAAGACCAACCAUGAAAGAUGUGGCAGCAAUGCUUAAGGAGAUUAAACAUGAAAGAGAGGAGUACGCAAAGGUGGAUGUGCUCCUCAAGGGAUCUCCAGCAAACAAUGUGCAAGAAAAUAACUCUAAUGGAGUUCCAGCUACUUCAUCAUCAAGAUCUGCAAUGCAAAACUUGCAUCCAAAAAGCAAUAACUCUAGCUUCUCAGCCUCCUCACUACUUUACUCGUCUUCCUCUAGUGCCAAAAUUGGUUUUAAAUGAUGAAUUAAUUAUUUAGUUGUAGCCAAGCAUAAUGGAAGUUUGUCACCUUGUGAGUUUCUUUAGUAUUAAAACUCUUUGUUUCAUCAGUGUAAAGAGGAAAAAAAAUUGAUAUUUAUUAUAACUAAAUGAAGAUAAA
Alnus glutinosa is the source of this 3846-nucleotide messenger RNA. RefSeq names its product LRR receptor-like serine/threonine-protein kinase RGI1. Gene Ontology annotation, cellular component: plasma membrane. Gene Ontology annotation, molecular function: protein kinase activity; ATP binding; protein binding. NCBI's taxonomy places the organism in Eukaryota, Viridiplantae, Streptophyta, Magnoliopsida, Fagales, Betulaceae. Gene Ontology annotation, biological process: protein phosphorylation. The coding region runs from base 57 to 3710 and encodes 1217 amino acids. The record is from RefSeq and is a predicted model, not a curated record. The transcript is spliced from 2 exons.